This is a messenger RNA of Cyanistes caeruleus (blue tit), 916 nucleotides long. Lineage: Eukaryota; Metazoa; Chordata; Aves; Passeriformes; Paridae. The record is from RefSeq and is a predicted model, not a curated record.
GGCUCCUGGGGGGAGCUGGUGACAAGGAGGUUCCAGCUGGGGACACGGUGCCACCAAAAUGUGGGACAGGAGCCAGCGCCACCACCGGGGACCGAACGCUCUGAAAAACCCCAUUUUUAUCACUCCCAGGAAUCGCUAACGAGCUAAAAAACAUCUUUUAGAGAUUAUGCACAAGGCCCAGCCCCCCUGAAACCCAGAGCCUGUCGUGCCCGUGCUUUGGGGGGGAGAUGGGGGCUGUUUUGAGGUGAAACCUCUGCUUUUUGGUGGCUUCCAGGCCGAGUCCAUGCAGAGUGUAAUGGCAGGAGCCUGACCCCUGCUUUUGGAGCUGCACGUGGAUUAUUUUUUGGGUGCAAUCCCUGCUCUGGGUGGGUUGCAGGCCGAGGCCAUGCUGUGCACGGCGCUGGUGAUGGCCGGGAGCCUGGCGCUCACCACGGCCGUGGUGGCCCACGCCUACUACCUGAAACACCAGUUCUACCCCACCGUGGUGUACCUCACCAAAUCCAGCCCCAGCAUGGCCGUUCUGUACAUCCAGGCCUUUGUGCUGGUGUUCCUGCUGGGCAAGUUCAUGGGCAAGGUUUUCUUCGGGCAGCUGCGCGCGGCCGAGAUGGAGCACCUCCUGGAGCGCUCGUGGUACGCGGUGACCGAGACCUGCCUGGCCUUCACCGUCUUCAGGGACGACUUCAGCCCGCGCUUCGUCGCCCUCUUCACCCUCCUCCUCUUCCUCAAGUGCUUCCACUGGCUGGCCGAGGACCGCGUGGAUUUUAUGGAGAGGAGCCCCAACAUCUCCUGGCUCUUCCACUUCCGCAUCGUCUCCCUGAUGUUCCUGCUGGGAAUCCUGGACUUCCUCUUCGUCAGCCACGCCUACCACAGCAUCCUGACCCGCGGCGCCUCCGUCCAGCUCGUCUUCGGCUUCGAG